Messenger RNA from Podospora pseudocomata, 2658 nucleotides. RefSeq lists its product as uncharacterized. The record is from RefSeq and is a predicted model, not a curated record. Gene Ontology annotation, cellular component: plasma membrane. Gene Ontology annotation, molecular function: hydrolase activity, acting on glycosyl bonds. Lineage: Eukaryota; Fungi; Ascomycota; Sordariomycetes; Sordariales; Podosporaceae.
AUGGCUUUCACUCAUUCAAGCCUACGGCUCUUGCCUCUAAUCUCUCUGUUUCUUUCACUCGGUUCUGCCCUUCCCAGCAAGCACUUGAACCGACAGGCUGCGCCUUCCUACACUUUUCUCGGUUGCUUCAAGGACAACGAGGGUGGCCAAAGAGCGCUUACUGGCGGAAGCUACGCAGCUGAUGACAUGACUGUUGCCAGCUGCGCAUCAUUCUGCUCCAAGUUCGAGUUGUUUGCUGUCUCUUACGGCCGUGAGUGUUACUGCGGUCAAUCAGUCACAAACGGCAACACCGAGGUGGAUGCUGCCGACUGCUCUUUCCCAUGUGGAGGGGAUCCAAGCGAGAAAUGCGGCGCUGGCAACAGGGUCAACCUGUACUCCAACGACAACCCAUCGAUUCGAAGCCCUGCAACUCUACCCGGCAUUACUUCACUCGGCUGUUUCGUCGACACCGCUGCUCGCAUCCUACCACACAACAUCAUCGGCACCGAUGACAUGACGGCUGCGAAAUGUGCGGAGAAUUGUGCUGAUUACGACUUCUUUGGCACGCAAUGGUCCCGCGAGUGCUUUUGUGGCUCGAUCUUGCCAACAGAACAGGCAACAGCAUCGGAUUGCUCCAUGCCUUGCUCGGGCGAUGACAAUGAGCUAUGCGGUGCCGGCAUGCGGUUGAAUGUCUAUAGCUUCGAUAAGGAAACAACGACAACCUCCUCGUCCGAGCCCACGUCUUCACCGACAUCUGAACCAGUUACACCCGUUGCCAUCAUCGAUAGGUUCGAAUACCUAGGUUGCUACAACGAUAAUGUCCCACAACGCGUCUUGGGAGGGAAGGUUGUGGUGGAUACUGCCAUGACACUGGAAAGGUGUGCUUCGGAGUGCAAGGACGGCGGGUAUGCACUUUUUGGCGUUCAGUACAGCUCCGAGUGCUUCUGUGGCACCUCUCUCGAUGUCGAUAGUGUUCAGGUCCCCGAGGCAGAAUGUGCCAUGGCAUGCAGUGGUAACCCAUUGCAGAAGUGUGGUGCUGGCAACCGGUUGAGUCUUUAUGCUGAUCCUGGCAUUGAGCAAACCGAAACGACUAACCCGGAAUCCAUUGGCCAGUUUACUUACCGAUCUUGCUGGACGGAUGAUGUUGGCAACCGGUCUCUUGCGGAUUUGGAGCACCGGACAGACGAUAUGACGGUAGCCAAAUGUGCAGAUAUCUGCCAAGAAUAUACAUACUUUGGUGUCGAGUAUGGGAGGGAGUGCUACUGCGGUGACAAGCUUGUUGGUCAGGCUGCUUUGGAAAAAGAGUGCAGUGUUCUGUGUGUGGGUGGAGGUUAUAACUGGUGUGGUGGACCUCUCCGGCUGAACCUGUAUGCGAAAGAAGCUAUCACUACAACUGCGUCCACCACUGUUUUCGAGACUUUCUCGACCUUCAAGGUUGAAUCAACUACAGUGCCAGAGCCAACUACCACUGCCUCUGACAUUAUCACCACGGCAGAUGAGCCAUCAAGCACUGUUUCGGAAACCUUGACCACAACAGUCGAGGAAAUCUCGAUCUCGACCGAAGAACCAGGCACCACGACUGAGGAAUUCACCACAACAACCGAGGAGUCAACCAUCUUAACCGAGGAGCCAACCGCAUUGACCGAGGAAUCAACCACGUCCACAGAGGAGCCGACCUCUCCAACCACCGAGGAGCCUACUACGACAUUCACCGUUGAAGCGAGCACCACCGUUGAACCGUCAACAACUUCGGACAUGGUCUUGUCAACAACAACUCUGCUCCCCUUCAUUGGCCCCGACAACAACCGCAACUUCGACCACCACGACACAAGGCCCCAGCUCAGUCACGAUCACCAGAUGUCCUCCAACCCCAACGUGGGAAGACCUGAGAUGUGCUACGACAGCUCUCUCCCCGGUCAAUGCGAACUGCUUGCAUCGACAUUGUACCAACCUCAGGCGAUGUCCAUGUACUUGUCCAACUGUCACUACAUUCUCACCCGCUAUGGCCUGCAGCCAAACCCGGUCACAUGCUUCCCUACCUCAACAGCAACCAGUCCAGAUGCCGCUGCUGCCACCUCGACUAUCAGAAGUGUUCACUCAUGCUUACGAUCCUCCUAUGUCUGCAGUAAAGCCAUAACCUGCGAAACAAGCACCUAUCCUGUCGGCCAGGUUCCCAUGCCAACUCAGAGCGUUGGCGUCGAUACUCUCAGCGAUGGUGGCUUCGAGAGUGGGCAAUUUGGUGGCUGGAACUUGACUGGAGACACCAGGCUCUUGACUGGCCAAAUCUCGGCUUUUCAGGCCAGGACAGGAAAUCAUAGCUACUAUGUCUACAACCCCAACUAUUACCAUGCCGGCCUCGUGCUCACGAGACGAGUCGUCGGUGUGGAACCGGGAAAAUACUAUCGUUUCAAGGCCAAUGUUUGGAUUUCGAAUAAUCAGGUCAACAACUAUAUCCAGCUGAGUGUAUCUCCGCCGGGGCUUGGUCAGCAGUUUAUGCAGCGCUACAGCACGGCGGGUGUGUGGAGGGAGAUUGCAGUACAUUUUACGACGACGUCUUCUUGGCUUGAGUUGCAGCUUACUGUUGUUGCACAGCCGAUGUAUAUCAACAACCCGCAGCAGUGGGAGGGGCCGAAUAGUAUCUUUAUUGAUGAUAUUAGUUUGGUGCGUUUGGGGUACUAG